UCAUACACUCAUCGCAAUUAGAGCCCAACGUUUCCAUCGCAUAUUCCAAGCACCAGAUAUCCCAUAGCAAUCCUCACUCCCUCUCCGGAGCUCGAUUCGAAGGAUAGUUCACUGCGAAGUCCCUUAUCGAUAAACCCACCCAGAUCGGGGAACAUCGAAGCGUCAUCCCGAACGGCAAACGACCUGCACUACCACGACCUCGCAGGCUGUCGCAGCUCCUCAAGCUUCUGAGUCGCACAAUUCCGCCGCCGCCCGCCACGAGCUGGAGAAUGCGCCCCUAGCUGAUCCGCCAAUGUCCCCAAAACGGAAGCACGCAGAGAAAACGACCAACCCGGAGCUCCUUCGUCCAGCGUCACCUGGUUCUUCACCGACGACGAGCAGCAAGCGGCUUAGAUUGGAGCAGGAGGACGAACACGAGCAAUUGGAAAUAAAAACUGCAGUGGCCAUGUAUAGCUUCCCGAGCAAGAAGAAGGCAGACAUCAAGGACCCGGCGACGGCUAGCCCCGCCGGCGCACCGAGGAACGGCUUCAAGGCCGCGCCCACGAUGCAGGCGAACGGCGGACCGAAGCGGAUGCUAGUGAAGAACUUCCGACCCGCGCGGAAAGUCGAUACGCAGGCUUUUCUCAAGCAGACAUGGCAGAACAUCGAGGGGGCGUUGGACACGGUGUUCGCGGGGGGCAAGACGGAUUUCAGUCUCGAGGAACUGUAUCGUGGGGUGGAGAAUCUGUGUCGGCAGGGCAUGGGGAAGGAGACGUGUCAGAUUCUGCUGGAGAAGUGCGAAAAGCAUGUGUUCGGGACUCUUGGAGGGAGGGUGAAGGAGACGAAGGGGUUGAAAGAUGUGGAUGUUUUGAGGGCGACGUUGCAUGCUUGGGCGACGUGGAUGGAGCAGUUGAGAUACAUAGAGUGGAUCUUCUGCUACCUCGACCGUUCUUACCUGCUUCCUGAGCGUAGAUCGCUGCGCGGCCUCGCCAUCGACCUCUUCAAGAAUGGCAUUUUCAGAGACCCAGAACUCGAAAGGCGCAUCAUCGACGGAGCAUGCGAGCUGAUCUCCGUCGACAGGGAGGGAAAGGAUAUGGACAGAGAGACGUUCCAAAAGGCCAUCGACAUGUUCCACCUGCUUGGAGUGUAUACCAAAUAUUUCGAGCCGCGGAUGCUGCAGCUCAGCCAAGAGUACAUCCAUGCGUGGGCUGAGCGGGAAAGUACGCAGCAGGAUUUGGCAACGUAUGUCAAGGAGGCAACCGAGUUGAUGGAGAGAGAGAUGGACAGGGUGCAGAAGUUCAAUCUGGACGGGUCGACUAGGCGUGACCUUUUGACGCUCCUGGAAGAUUUGUUGAUUUCCGGACGUGAAGAUCGACUGACCAACGCUGAUGACAUCGCCGACCUACUCGAGGACAAUUCCAUUGAGGAUCUGAAGCGUCUCUACAGGCUCCUAGAGCGUCGCAAGCGUGGAACGAGUCUUCGUCCGGCAUUCACGAAGUGGAUUGAGGACACUGGUACUGCAAUAGUCUUCGACGAGAAAGAGCAGGAUGACAUGGUUGUCAAGCUGCUUACUCUGAAGCGCCAGCUCGAUCAUAUCUGGAAGGUCUCCUUUAUGCGCAACCAGGAGCUGGGCCACGCUAUGCGCGAAUGUUUCGAAGCCUUCAUGAACAAGACGAAGAAGUCGGCUUCCACUUGGGGAACAGACAACUCGAAACCCGCCGAGAUGAUUGCCAAAUACGUCGAUAAACUACUUCGCGGCGGGGCCAAGGCCAUUCCAGCCAAGUUGAUCCGGAAAACGGCCGAACCCGCUGCACCCGAGGCGGAUGCUGAGGAGGAUAAUGAGGACAUGGCUUUGGAUGAGGAUGCUGAGGUCAAUAAUCAGCUUGACCAGGUGCUCGAUCUGUUCCGCUUCGUGCACGGCAAAGCUACUUUUGAGGCGUUCUACAAGAACGACCUUUCCAGACGACUGUUGAUGGGUAGGAGUGCCAGCGCCGAUGCAGAACGCAGCAUGUUGGCAAGACUCAAGACCGAAUGCGGCGCCGGCUUCACAGCCAACCUCGAGCAAAUGUUCAAAGACGUCGAGCUCUCGCGCGAAGAAAUGUCGUCGUACAAAUCCAUCCUUGAAGAACGCGGCGAGAAACAAGCCCUCGAUCUCAACGUCAACAUCCUCUCGUCUUCGGCAUGGCCCACCUAUCCCACCAUCCCUGUCAUCAUUCCCCCGCACAUCAAAAGCGUCAUUGAUAGAUUCGAAGCACACUACAAGUCGAAGCAUUCGAACCGCAAAUUGGACUGGAAGCAUCAUCUCGCACACUGCCAGGUCAAGGCAAACUUCCCGCAAGGCAGGAAGGAACUUAUCGUCUCGUCGUUCCAGGCGAUUGUGCUGCUGCUCUUCAACGGGGUGAAGCUGGACGAGCAUCUAGAUUACAAUUACAUCAAGGAAGCUACUGGUUUGCCACCCGCGGAACUCAACCGCACACUCCAAUCCCUCGCCUGCGCCAAACUCCGGCCCCUAACCAAACACCCCAAAUCCCGCGACAUCUCCCCGACCGACACCUUCACGCUCAACGCCUCCUUCACCGACCCCAAAUACCGCAUCAAGAUCAACACGGUGCAGCUCAAGGAAACGCAGCAGGAGAACAAGGAGACGCACGAGCGCGUGGCGGCCGACAGGAAUUACGAGACGCAGGCAGCCAUUGUGCGGAUCCUCAAGGCGAGGAAGAAGAUUGGGCACAACGAGUUGGUUGCCGAGACGAUCCGGGUGACCAAGGAGAGGGGCACGCUGGAUGUGGCGGGGAUCAAGCGGAAUAUUGAGAAGUUGAUUGAGAAGGAGUUUUUGGAGAGGGAGGAGGAUGGUGGGUAUAGUUAUGUGGCAUAAGGAAGGGGGAGGGAUGCAUUAUGAAUGGUAUGGGGUGUUGCUUAUGAGGGGGCGUUGUGGGCAUUUUUUUUAUGUAGAGAAGCGGUUUGAAUUGACGGGCGUUGUUGAUUGCAUCGCGGGGUUUCUUGCGGCUUUGGUUGCUGAUGAGUAUGUGAUUUUUGCGGUAGUAUUGGGUAAUAAGAGUCGGCGUGCCAUUCCGUCCCGGAAGUGACAACACCUGUAAGACAUAUAUCUUUCUUCGCGUAGCUAAGCGUCGAAGAAUAGGGCUAGCAUUGACAGGGGAAAUAGAAACAUUAGUA
Westerdykella ornata is the source of this 3153-nucleotide messenger RNA. RefSeq names its product cullin-4B. Gene Ontology annotation, cellular component: Cul4-RING E3 ubiquitin ligase complex. NCBI's taxonomy places the organism in Eukaryota, Fungi, Ascomycota, Dothideomycetes, Pleosporales, Sporormiaceae. Gene Ontology annotation, biological process: ubiquitin-dependent protein catabolic process; protein ubiquitination; DNA damage response. Gene Ontology annotation, molecular function: ubiquitin protein ligase binding. The record is from RefSeq and is a predicted model, not a curated record. The transcript has 5 exons. Bases 293 to 2854 code for a protein of 853 amino acids.